AUGGAGAAGGUGGGCCUCACCCAGGAGGGGAGGGCGCCCAGAAACUUCCUGCGACUCUCUGCUCCACAGCGCACCGCAGACUGCAAAACAAGGUCAGCCUGGAGCGGGGUGGCAGCCUGCCUGGGGGCGGGGGACCCUCCUCGGGGCUGGGCGGAGGCCUUUAAGCGCCUCGCCAUAUUGAGCAGCCACGCUGAGACGCCUUUGUCUGUAGAGUCCUCCCACAAACUUUCAGCUACACCCGGAGUGUCGGGGCGUCCCCAGCUUGGAGCCGGGACACUGCAUCUCCCGUUUGAACCCAGCUUUUAGCCUCGGGACUGACCGCGCCUCGGUUCACGUAAGCAUCCUGGAAAAUCGCUCACUACAACUCCGAGGGGGUGAGGGAAAACCCAACUUGUUGGACUUGUCGCCUGCGAAGAAAAUUGCAGGGAGGUGACACUCUGCAAGAGCAGAGUUGCUAGGACUCUCCCCUGCCCCCUCCCUAAGACUAGAAUCUAAGUUUUUUGUUUGGGCUUCGUGCCCCCCACCCCAGAAUCCACUCUGGAGAUCUUAAAGACUCUCGAGAAAAGCCACGUGGGGGGCUGGUUUCCCUGGGGCUUCCUCCCUUCUCCCGAUUGCCUGAUCCUCUGGAGCGUCCCUGAUGUCUGCAAAGAUGUCGAUCUGGACGUGUUAGUGGAGGCCUUAAGGCCCGUGGGUACCUUUAAGAAGAUCGGGAAGGUGUUCCGUAAUGAGGAGGACUCCACGGUGGGAAUGCUGCAGAUUGGGGAGGAUGUUGACUAUCUGCUCAUCCCCCGGGAGGUCCGGCUGGCUGGGGGCGUGUGGAGAGUCAUCUCCAAGCCCGCCACCAAGGAAGCUGAAUUUCGGGAGCGCCUGAUUCAGUUUCUGCAGGAGGAGGGCCGCACUCUGGAAGACGUGGCUCGAAUCAUCGAAAAGAGUACUCCACACCCACCCCAGCCCCCCAAAAAAGCCAAAGAACCCAGAGUGAGGAGAGUCCCACAGAUGGUCACUCCUCCACUUCGGCUAGUCGUAGGCACCUAUGACAGCAGUAACGCCAGCGACAGCGAGUUGAGUGACUUCGAGACCUCCAAAGUCAAAGGCAAUAGGGGCUCCCAGAGGACCAGAAAGGUGCGCAAAAUACCCGUCAGUUACUUGGGCAGCAAAUUCCUGGGCAGCGAUGUGGAGAGCGAGGAUGAUCAGGAGUUAGUAGAAGCCUUCCUCCGCCGGGGGGAGAAGAAGCCCAGCGCGCCUCCUCCACGUCGCCGAGGCAAUCUGCCAGUGCCCAUGUUUGAGGACAACCUGGGACCCCGGCCGUCCAAGGCCGACAGAUGGCGGGAGUAUGUCAGCCAGGUGUCCUGGGGGAAGCUGAAACAGAGGGUGAAGGGCUGGGCACCCAGGUCAGGCUCGGACAUGGUCGAGGCCCAGCAGGCCUCCAUCGCAGCUGAGAGGGCUGGAGAAUUGAGAUGUAGCCGUACCAGUCGGGACGAUAGCUCCAGAAGAAACACAGGAGACGGGAGCCACCAGACACCGGGUACCAGGUGCUGGAAGCCCAAGAUCAAGUGGGUCUCCUUGAGGCGGUGCAGGAAGGAGCAGGAGCCCCCAGAGGCUGCAGAGAACCAGAGGGUAGAUGUUCCAGCUGAACGUGGAGUAGAGGCUGCAGGUAAUCUGAGGGCAGAGGCUGAAGUUAAUCCGAGGGCAGAGACUGCAGCUAAUCUGAAGGCAGAGGCUGCAGCUAAUCCGAGGGCAGAGGCUGCAGCUAAUCCGAGGGCAGAGGCUGCACCUAACCCGAGACCAGAGGCUGUAUCUAACCCGAGACCAGAGGCUGCACCUAACCCGAGACCAGAGGCUGCACCUAACCCGAGACCAGAGGCUGCACCUAACCCGAGACCAGGGGCUGCACCUAACCCGAGACCAGGGGCUGCACCUAACCCGAGACCAGGGGCUGCACCUAAUCCAAGGACAGGGGCUGCACCUAAUCUGAGGACAGAAGUCAUAGGUAGGCAGAGGGCAGAGGGCCCAGUUAACCAAGAGACUGGAGCUGCAGAGAGUGAGAGGGUGGAGGCCCCAGCUGACCAGAGGGCAGGAGUCCUCCAUGACCAGAGGGAGGAGGCUGGACCUCAGGCUAUAGCGGAAGCCUCAGCUAGCUCUGUUACCAUAGGGACAGCCCCAGGAUCUAGGGCCCGGAAACAGGUAAAGACAGUGAGGUUCCAGACCCCAGGACGGUUCUCAUGGUUUCACAAGCGCAGGAGGGCUUUCUUGCACACUCCCCGGUUGCCAACCCUGCCCAAGAGAGUCCCCAGGGUAGGUGAGGCUAGGAGCCUCAGGGUGCUGAGGGCUGAGGCUAGAACAGAAGUGGAACACAGACAGCAAGAAGAACAGCUGUGAGAGGAGAGGAGUCCAGGCCCCCGCACCCUGCCUGCCCUGUGCUGGCUGCUAGGGUGCCUCCUUCCUUUGUGGGCUCCUUUUACCUCCGUGUUUGAAAAUGGAGGCUGCUGAGGCAGGCAGCACUUCCCAUGCCUUUACCAGCAGUACUUUCCUCCCCUCUUCUCUCCCUUCUCUCUCUCUCUCUGUCUCUCUCU
Molecule: messenger RNA, 2573 nt
Organism: Microtus ochrogaster (prairie vole)
Lineage: Eukaryota; Metazoa; Chordata; Mammalia; Rodentia; Cricetidae
Gene: Ccdc8
Product: coiled-coil domain containing 8
Exons: 2
Coding region: 748-2379 (543 amino acids)
Biological process (GO): microtubule cytoskeleton organization; regulation of mitotic nuclear division
Cellular component (GO): 3M complex
Source: RefSeq, a predicted model, not a curated record